Phalaenopsis equestris is the source of this 2621-nucleotide messenger RNA. RefSeq lists its product as uncharacterized. Lineage: Eukaryota; Viridiplantae; Streptophyta; Magnoliopsida; Asparagales; Orchidaceae. The record is from RefSeq and is a predicted model, not a curated record. The transcript is spliced from 4 exons. Bases 260 to 2449 code for a protein of 729 amino acids.
UCCGUCUCGUCUGCUCUGUGUUUGUUUUAGUUCGUUUUAAAAGCUGCAGCACAGCGCCCCUGUGGUUCCGUCUCGCCCACUGAUAUGGCGAUGGGAGUCUGUUCAAAAACUAAAAACAACCGGCCCUUUGACGAGCUGUGCCUAUCUCCGGCGACAACCAGAUCCCUGUCUCACACGGCGUUUGGGAUUUGAAGCGUAGCUAAUGGCAGCUAUUAAGCCUUGGAAGAUUAGUGGCAAGAAGUAGUUGAGAGUCCUUAAGAUGUUAAUAGCUCAAGAGAUGUCUAGUCCAUUUGAUUCUAGUGUUGUUGCGAAAUUAAUGGGCUUGAGUAAACUGCCAAUUCAACAAAAAGUUCAGACUUCGAAAAGAAAUCCCCAGGAGAUUGAUUCAGAUGACUUUCUAAGUAGAGCUCUCCAAGAUUAUUGGCAGCGGGACGAUGGUUCCUCUAAUCACCCUAUGAACUGUGUGAGCGAACUUUGCAUGCACGAGAAAUGUAAGGAUUUGUAUGAAGCAAAACAGCAACUUUCAUCAAAAGUUCAAAUUAAGAAUCAUAAUCUGCAAAAUGAAGUCUGCUAUGAAAAUUUGAUGGAGAAGAGAAUGGCUCUCGUGCACCAAAAGUUCAUUUUGGCAAAGCGUCUGGCUACAAGUAAUAGGCUUAUACAGUCAAAAGAGUUCAAGGAUGCUCUUGAGGUUCUUAGUUCGAAUAGAGAUUUAUUUCUCAGAUUUCUUGAAGAGCCAAACUCUGUGUUCUCUGAGCAACUUAGAGAAAUCCAGCAAAUUAUUUCGUUGGGAUCUCAAUCCAAGAGCAUCACUAUUUUGAAGCCAGCCUCAUUAUUCCAUUCAGAUCAAGAGAAAUCCAUGAGGAGAAACCGAUACAGGUGCAGUGAAGAGGACAUGAAAAACAUUGAUGUACAAGGCUGGAGCUCUAGCUUGUUUAUUCCCAAACCUGAAACUUUAUCUGAGCCCACAAAGAUUGUGGUUCUAAGGCGUAGUCCUCCAGUGCUUCAUGAAACAAAAACUAAUAUGGCUCCAACUUCACAGAAUUCUUGGGUCCAUGAAGUCAAACCAGGAUCUGUGAAAUCCUGUAGUUCUCAAUCCCACUCAGCUGAGUUAUCAGUGAGACAUGAAGCCGGGAAAAGACUCGUAGAAAGAAGGGUGUUAGAAGCAGAUCUCAAAAGGAGCUCAAGUACCUUGGGCGAGAUACUCGCCAUUCCUGAGGUGAAGAAAGAGGAAAAAGUGGUUGAUAAGCUUUCCAUUUCGCCUAGGAUUUCGCUUGGUGAAGAACAGGAAUCAAACUUUGCAGGGACAUGUGAGGACUGUCAUCCAGAUUCAUGCAAUGUAAACAUUAGGGUGAAUGAAGAAAUUUCUUGCACAGGUUCAGGCAAAUCUUUUAAGGACAAAGUUUCAAGUAUGUUCUUCUCAAGGAUGAAGAAAUUGGUUAACGAGAAGCCUAAACUUUCAAAUUCAGUGAGCUCUGAUGGUAGACUUCAUGCAGCUAGUUCUUCAUCUAUAGAAGAUGAUAAUCUAUCAAAAUCUUCUCAUGAUGGGAAAAUUUCGGAGGAAAAUUUGGUCAAGUUCUCAUCUCCUGUUUCAGUCAAUCGUACAGAAAGGCAUGGGAAUCUCUCCUUCAAGGCCAUUCGUUCUAUAGAGAAACUAUGGAAAUCUGAAAUCUCCAGAGAGGAUUUCAAUCAACAUAGUCCAAUUUCAGUCCUAGAAAAACCAUUCCAAGAAGAAAUUUCUAUAAACAUCUCCAACUCUUGUCAAAUUUCCACCACCAGCCGUGCCGAAUCGCCAUCCAGACCCCCGCUCAUCGCUUCGGUUCGCCGUUCAACUUAUUCCGAGCAAGGACACCCUGCAAGUACAGCCCCAAACUCCUUGAAGCUUUCCAAUCUUUUCUCCAAAGAAGAUAAAGACCAGGAACAACUUGAUUUCAUCCAGAAGAUAAUUUCAACUUCAAAGUUAGCUGAUGAGAACUCCAACACAGUGUUAGCCAGAUCACACUCUCUGGAUUCUCCAUUAGAUCCAACUCUGCUUCAUGACUUGUUGGAAAGGGACGGAAAAGAAGCCAAAAACAGGGAGAAGCUCUCAAAUCAGAAGCUGCUAUUCGAUUUUGUCAGUGAGUCCCUCAAAGAAAUUGGAUAUUACAAUUUAGUCCACACAAAUCCUUGGUCUUCAACAGGAAGCAUGGCUCAGCUUAGACCAAAUCCUACAGUGAAAUUUGCGGUUUUGUGCCGUUUGAAGGAAUGCUUGUCUGAGGAAGAAAAUCUUAUGUCAGCUGAGAAUAAUAAAACGCUUGUUGAUAAUUUGGUGAAGAAAGAGAUGAUGAGGAGUGGAUUGGCUGAAUCCAUGUGGUUGGAAGUGGAUGAGUUUAGCAAAGAGAUUGGUGAAAAGAUGCUUCAGGAGUUGUUUGAUGAUGCAUUGGAUGAUCUUAUUGGGUGCUGUUUGUGCUGAGUUUUUUCAUUUUUUUUCUCCCUUUUUUUGUCUUUUUGUAUAGUGAUAAUUUGGCUCUUAUUAGUAUUGCCAUAUAAUUGAGGUGAUGGAAAGGUGCAGAAGCAAAAAAAUUAGACUUGAGUUUAUAGUAUCUUAUAUUUAUUUGUCUAGCUGUAAUGCAUGUGUAUUAGUU